AUGUCGCCAAGUGAAAGUUUUCUGCAAAUUAUGCGCUUUGUGCGCUCCGUGAAAAGAUGUCUGGGAGUCGAUAUCUAUGUUAAGUAUUAUCGUAUGAACAUUUGGACGGCAAUGUGUAUCACAGCUUGCGUAAUAUACGGCGGAUUCACACUCAACACCGCGAUUAUUGAGAGGCAUUCGAAGUUCGCUUUCCAGGCACUGGUGAUGACCGGUCUCUGGUUUCAAGGAUGCAACAAGCUGUUUGUGUUUAUUUAUAAUGCACACAAUCUCUACGAAUUGAAUCAGAGUGCUUUAAAAGUCUAUCUCGAUUUCGAAAAUCAUUCGGAUCCCAGAUUUGCCAAGAAUCUGCAGGAGAAUUGCGACAGAUUGCGACGUGCUCUUAUUAUUGUGUUCACGUUCUAUUGCGUCGGCGUCAGUGGCAUGAUUAUCUUGCCCCUCACGGUCAAUAUGUUUACCGGGGAGCGUCACUUGAUCAUGCAGUUUUAUGUUCCGGGCAUUGAUCAUACGACUCAGUGGGGAUUUUGGAUAACGCAAGGCGUUCAUGUUUUUGUGCUGAUCGUUGGCGGCUUGGGAAUGUUUGCUGGUGAUUUGGUUAUGCUCGUGCAUCUAAUACAGGCAUAUAUAUUCAGGGAUAUACUGCGUCUCAAAAUCGACAUAUUCAACACGUUUGUCGAGGAGCCUGGCAAGCAAUCUGAUUCGGAUAUACAGAAAGGACUUGUCGACAUUAUGCAGUUUCAUCAGCUCUACUUGAGGUAA
Messenger RNA from Drosophila sulfurigaster albostrigata, 756 nucleotides. Its product is annotated as putative odorant receptor 83c. The coding region runs from base 1 to 756 and encodes 251 amino acids. NCBI's taxonomy places the organism in Eukaryota, Metazoa, Arthropoda, Insecta, Diptera, Drosophilidae. Gene Ontology annotation, molecular function: odorant binding; olfactory receptor activity. Gene Ontology annotation, biological process: sensory perception of smell. The record is from RefSeq and is a predicted model, not a curated record. The transcript has a single exon. Gene Ontology annotation, cellular component: membrane.